Molecule: messenger RNA, 582 nt
Organism: Symbiodinium necroappetens
Lineage: Eukaryota; Dinophyceae; Suessiales; Symbiodiniaceae
Source: the annotation of a GenBank genome assembly
GGCAAGACGGCCUUGCAGAACAAGAUUGCCCAGAUCAAUGCCGCGAGCCGCUUGAAGAGCAAGCUCACGCAGCUUCUUCAGGAGGAGAUGAUGCAGGAGAUCACGCCGAAUAUGACGAUCGAGCAGAUGAAGGUGAAGGCGGUGCAGUUUGCCUACGAGCACACGGCCGUGUCCGGCGGAGACUAUGUCGGUUUCGGCCGCCAUGCGUCCAUGACCUACCGGACAAUCAAGGAGGAGUACCCUCAGUAUGUGGCGUGGGUCCGUGCAACGGCCAAAGAGGAGAAGGAGACGUGUGUGCAGCUACGACGCCUGGCCAUGUGGCUGGAGCAAGAAGCGGCACAGCCGAUCGAGGAGAAGUCUACCAAGUGGACGCUGGUGGAGCCGCCCGAGGAGAAACCUCAGGCCAAGGCCAAGAGUCAAUCGGGCUACCACGGCCGGAGCAGUGCGAGCUCGGCAACGUCUUCGGUGAGCGAGUCGGUCCUCCGCGACUUGGUGACGACGCUGCACGACCUCAAGGAGGAAGUGGCCCAGCUGAAGAGUGGACAGACCGAGGAGCGCCCCCGGAAGAAGGAGCGCGACUGA